This is a messenger RNA of Fraxinus pennsylvanica, 1425 nucleotides long. NCBI's taxonomy places the organism in Eukaryota, Viridiplantae, Streptophyta, Magnoliopsida, Lamiales, Oleaceae. The record is from the annotation of a GenBank genome assembly.
AUGAUGUCUGAUGAUGUAUUUUCUCUUCCUUCCAAAGUUUUCCCUCAACAACUUGCAGAAGCAAACCCUAACCCAAAUUUAAACGAAAACCCUAUUUCGAAGAAGAGAAGAAAUCUACCGGGAACACCAGAUCCAGAUGCAGAAGUUAUUGCUCUUUCACCAAAAACACUCAUGGCUACAAACAGAUUCAUCUGUGAAAUCUGCAAGAAAGGUUUCCAAAGGGACCAAAAUUUGCAGCUCCACAGAAGAGGACACAAUCUUCCAUGGAAACUUAAGCAAAGGGCUAACAAAGAUCAGAUAAAAAAGAAGGUCUACAUAUGCCCGGAAAAGACCUGCGUUCACCACGACCCGUCCCGGGCUCUUGGGGACCUCACCGGGGUCAAGAAGCACUUCAGCAGGAAACAUGGUGAGAAGAAGUGGAAAUGUGAGAAAUGUUCAAAGAAAUAUGCCGUUCAAUCAGACUGGAAAGCUCAUUCUAAGACUUGUGGGACUAGGGAAUACAAAUGUGACUGUGGAACUCUCUUUUCCAGGAAGGAUAGUUUUAUUACACACAGAGCUUUCUGUGAUGCAUUAGCUGAAGAGAGUGCAAGAUCAAUUGGAGCCAAUAAUUUGAACUUCAGAAAUGAUUUGAAUGGGAAUCUGAUGAACCCUGUACAAAAUUUGGCUCAUGGGUUUUCUGGAAUUCCCCUUCUUGGAGCUGGUUUUAGACCAGAUUUUAAUGGUAUGGCCCCGGCCGGUAAUUCUGAUCAGAAGCCUAGAUUAUCACUUUGGUUGGAUCAUGUGAAUUCUCAGCUCAAUCCAAUUGAUGCAAAUUCAAAUCUUUUCAUGCCUAAUAUGAUGCAAAUGGCAUCGAAUAACAAUGUUUUCGACUCGUCAAAUCAGUUUCCAUGGCUGGAAAGAACAGCAGCAUCUGCAAAUCUCUCUUUGUUUCCACCACAAGGCCUAAAGGAAGAGGCAGUGAUUAGCAAAGGGUUAACAAUGGCGUCUGCAGAAUCCCUUUCUUCUUUAUACUCCAAUAAUCAGAAUCUUCACUCGAACUCUUCAGCUUCUGCAUCAAUGUCUGCAACUGCACUUCUGCAAAAGGCAGCUCAAAUGGGAUCAACCAAAAGUAAUCCAACAUUCUUCAACAAUCCCUUGAACAGAAGUGAAUUGCACCAGGUUUUCAAACAGCAGGCACUGGAGAAUUCAACGCCGAAUUUUGUAUCUUCAACAAGUACUACUACAAUUGACGGCCUGGAUCAAUCUAUGCAAAGAAGUGGAACAGCGGAAAGCCUACAGGCUUCUGCUAACUUGCAUUUGGGGUUCAGAGAUUUUCUAGGCAUGGGAGGAGAAGGUGGCGCCAACCCAUUCUUGCCACCGGAGCUGGCGAAAUUCGCAUCCAUGAGUUCAGCCAUGGGAUUGAGCCCUUUCUCUAGCAAUCACUAG